AUGAAACUUGAUUGGGUAUUUUUCGCCCUCUUGGUCCCUGUGACCGCUGGAUUUGACCUCGGUCCGUCGAUGAGAAUCGCUCAGUGCAGAUCUCUGUGUCUUCGGCGUCAUCAGGAAGCUGAAGAAUGCAAGGAUACUUCGAAUUGUUACAUGUGUUGGGAGGCCUGUGGCUUUCUGGAAAACGACUGGACUAUUUGGGGAUCCGUGUGUCAAGAUGACGAGGAAAUUUGUUUAUCCGGGUGUAAAACGGCCUGCGCCUACCACGCAACGAGAGUCGAGGAAGAAUUCCUUCCCUCAACAUUACCGGCGCCGAUGGCAGGACCGGCAUACCUGGAGGCAUACGACGUGGCAAUAGUCUUCAGAAAAGUCGAGGAGGAGUGGAAGGAGAUGGAUCAGAUCCCCGGGGGAGGAGCCAUGACGGUGAACGAGACUACGUGGGUCGUGGUCGUGGCAGAAAACGGGGUGCGGCAGUACAGCGGGGAAUUCUGGAAGCCGACACUGGAGUGUUUGAGGGCGGGUGCCCUCUUCGAGGCGAGUCUGAGCUGGAGCGGCAAUACCGUCGAGGACAACGAGAUCGGUGACAUCGACAGCCCAAAAUCCGGGAUGCAGGCAAUUGACUUCGAGAACGACGAGGUCCUGCGGAAUGCCUUGAGCUCGACACGGACUCUCAGGCCACGCGAUUCUGCUGCCACGGAUAGAAUCAGACUCUACUUUACACCCGGAGCGAAGAGCUACUUCGACGAACAGAACGCCAGAAUCCUUGCCGACGUCGGCGUGCAAGGUGAAGAGGAACGCCCUGAGAUUUACGGCGAGGAGCCCAGCCUGAUGGAAACUACGUCGAAGAACAGCGUCGAGAAGGGAACCGGUGGAGCCUCCUACAUCGUCUCCUGGGAACCGGAAGCCGGCGGGCUCAUGGGCAACCAGGUCGCUGACGCCAAGUCUACUCAGAUAUCUCUUCUGCCUGGAACUAAGUACCUCGUACGAAUUGCGUCGAACGAAGGGCCCGGCAGCUUCGCCCUCGAGAUCGAUACGACGAUCAAAUCCGUCCAGUUCGCUCCUCUGGAGGCAGUACACGCGUAUAUUCAGCCCUUGGCUAUUUUGGCUGGAUGUGCCAGCGCCCUGAGCCUCGUCGCGGUUGCCGUUCUCCUCAAGGUUUGCAGGAGAACGCCAGUCGACGAUAAGCUGGACUAUGUAUGAGGAGAUCUUGAGGUGCCACCAAAAUCGUGAACGUAGCGAGACGAAAUGGUAUAACGUUGCCGGCUGCGCAUCCGAUUGCGCAUGCGCAAGCUUCGUCGUCUUCUCGUACAGGCUGGCCACUGCAAGCUUCAGCUGUUACACUCGGCCUUUGGAGGUUAUGCAGACAAUGCGGUUCCAGGUU
This is a messenger RNA of Diprion similis, 1378 nucleotides long. RefSeq lists its product as uncharacterized. The transcript has 3 exons. Lineage: Eukaryota; Metazoa; Arthropoda; Insecta; Hymenoptera; Diprionidae. The record is from RefSeq and is a predicted model, not a curated record. The coding region runs from base 1 to 1197 and encodes 398 amino acids.